GACGAGGACAGACCGCAUGUGUGUGUCGGAGCGUCGGUGAAUCCCCUAUGGAUGUCGGUGGGAUGUGACGGCGGUGACGCUGGAAUGGCCCUCGUAGUCAGCGCUCUCCGCGGGAUUGAAGCGCCGCCUCGCCUUUGAUUUGGGAACGCUCUCCUCGGACUGGGUUCUGUCUCUUCCCUUAUAUUGGAAAUCCAUACCCGGGUGGCGUAUAUAUUGUGUAGAUGCCGCGGACCGGCUGAAGCGCGCCUCGGGUUACUAUAGAAACGUAUACAGGAUUACGCGCUCACGCCGAAGACAUGGAUCUGUGGUCCAGGAUGGGAGUGUGGAUUCUAUGCGCCACGUUACUGCAGCACGGACAGGCCGAGAAGCCUACGGGAUCCCCCCCGGAGGAGUCCGUAUUGACAGAGUUCUGUCUCAUCGAUCAGCUCCUGUGUCACCGGGAGGACGAGCUGCUCAGCUUCGAGGCCGUGAUGAGUAUCCACAAGCAGAUGGACGACGACGCCAACGGGAACGUGGACGUGGAGGAGAGCGACGAGUUUCUGAGGGAAGAUCUGAAUUACCACGACCCCACGGUGAAGCACAGCACGUUCCACGGGGAGGACAAACUGAUCAGCGUCGAAGAUCUGUGGAAUACCUGGAAGUCCUCAGAAGUGUAUAACUGGACCAUGGACGAGGUGGUUCAGUGGCUGAUCACCUACGUGGAGCUCCCGCAGUAUGAAGAGGCAUUCAGGAAGCUGCAGCUGAGCGGCCGGGACAUGCCCAGGCUGGCGGUAACCAACGCCACGUUAACGGGAACCCUCCUUAAAAUGACGGACAGGAGUCAGAGGCAGAAGCUGCAGCUGAAGGCUCUGGACACCGUGCUGUUCGGACCCCCACUGUUGACCCGUCAUAACCAUCUCAAAGACUUCAUGCUGGUGGUGUCCAUCGUCAUCGGGGUGGGGGGCUGUUGGUUCGCUUACAUCCAGAAUCGCUACUCCAAGGAGCACAUGAAGAAGAUGAUGAAGGAUCUGGAGGGAUUGCAUCGGGCAGAGCAAAGUCUGCAUGACCUGCAGGAGAGGCUGCAGAAGGCGCAGGAGGAGCACCGCACCGUGGAGGUGGAGAAGGUCCAUCUGGAGAAGAAGCUGCAGAACGAGAUCAGUCUGGCCAAGCAGGAGGCGCAGAGACUGCGGGAGCUCCGAGAGGGAACGGAGAACGAACUCAGCAGACAGAAGUACGCCGAGCAGGAGCUGGAGCAGGUCCGCAUGGCUCUGAGGAACGCCGAGAAGGAGCUGGACUCUCACAGCAGCUGGUGCCCCCCGGACGCUCUGCAGAAGUGGCUGCAGCUGACCCACGAGGUGGAGGUCCAGUACUACAACAUCAAGAAGCAGAACGCCGAGAGGCAGCUGCUGCUGGCCAAAGAAGGGGCCGAGAAAAUAAAGAAGAAGAGGAAUACGUUAUUUGGGACGUUCCACGUGGCGCACAGCUCCUCGCUCGACGACGUGGACCACAAAAUACUGACUGCCAAACAGGCUCUCAGCGAGGUGACGGCCGCCCUGAGGGAGCGUCUGCACCGCUGGCAGAAGAUCGAGGCGCUCUGCGGCUUCCAGAUCGUCAAUAAUCCCGGCUUCCACGCGCUGGUGAAUGCGCUCAAUGUAGACCCGGCGCUCCUGGGGGGCUCGCGGCCGGCGCCCACUCACUUCAUCAUGAGCGACGACCUCGAUGACCUGGACGAGGAGAUCGUGUCUCCCAUCAGCAUGCAGUACGCCGCCUGGCUAAUGGGACGCCGGUUCAGCGACCGUCCGUCCGUCGGCUCCGACGAUUCCUCCCUCUGGAAGUUUACCGCGCCCAGUCUGAGCUCCCUCCGGCACCGGCAGGUGGACCCGCAGCUCGCCCUCGGAUCGCAGAGGUUGGUAGAAGGUUAUGUCGUGAGCCAAAGCGAGGCCAAUCCGCCCGUCCAUUACCGGCCCAGCAAAGUGUCUCUGCACCGGAUGCGCAGCCUCUCCCACGGACAGUCGUUCAGCUCCGACACUCACCCCUCCGCCGCGGCUGCCGCUCCGUGCCCUCCCUUCACCGCUCCCCCACCACCUCCGCCUGGCGUUCAUCCCGUCUAUUUCCACCACUCCACCACUUACUAUCUGCCGAUGGACCCCCACUCGGAUCUGCCGCCUCCUGACCUCACCUCGGGGGUUCCGUGUCGGUCCCCCAGCGUUGGGGACCUGAGCCGCUCCGAUUCAGACUCGUCCAUCCCCCACAUCGCUGAGCAGCGAAUCAGCAGCUUCAGCUCCAAAAUCCCCUCCUCCAAGCCAACGUCAUUGAGCAGAGCCUUGGAGGAACAGGCAUCCAGCAGCCAGAGCCCUAACGGAGGCAACCGGCACCUUGAGUUGGCCGCUGUGGGCCACCUGCAGGAGAGACUGACCGGCAGCCCCGAGCUCCAGAAGAAGCUGUCGGAGAAGUCCAUGAGUAUGGGAGAAAUCAGCUUGGCCGGCACCGUCCAGUCCGACGACUCCAGGUCGCACAGUCCGAGCUCCACCGAGGCCGAGACCCCGUCGCCGGGCGCCGACUCCAAACACAACUCCAAAGGCACCCGCAUCCCGCAGCUGGCCGGGAAGAAGACCUUAGGAGAAGACGACAGCGGAUCCACCGGAGAGGAGAACGACCCGGCCACCGGCAAGAAGAAGCUGCUGAAAAUCUUCAAAAAGCCAAAGAAAUAAGACGGUGGCCUUCGGGCCGAGAGCAAAGCAACAGAGUAGGGUGACGGGGGGGUCCGCAGGGGCCACCCUGUGCGCAAAUACGGGAGAGCAGGCAUUGGGGUUAGAGCCAGCGCAUGGUUUUUGUGACGCCCCCCCCCCCGCAGAGGGACACCUGAGUUCAAUCAUACAGAAAUGAUGCUAGAACUGGGGGAGGGGCUUUUUAUCCUCGUAUUUAUUUCGGGGGGCUGCUCGCUCUGCUCGGAUAACCCCGCUGUACCUCUCCCCGAAAGGGCAUCUUCGCUUUGCUAUGCAUGGCUCGUAGGGAGUCCUCCUCCCUUCCGCCACCAACCCGACUCCCCACGCGAGGGCAUUGAGAAGGGCCGCGGUCGGAUGGAUGAGUUUGGGGGGGGGGGUACGUUUGUAUUUUCCUUCUUUUGUGUUUCUGUAUUCUUUGCUUCUUAUGGGCAUGCUAAAAAAAUGAGAAAAAUCUAACCAAAAACAAUAAAAGUCUGCACAGCCAGUUUAUUCCGGA
Molecule: messenger RNA, 3201 nt
Organism: Spea bombifrons (plains spadefoot toad)
Lineage: Eukaryota; Metazoa; Chordata; Amphibia; Anura; Pelobatidae
Gene: STIM1
Product: stromal interaction molecule 1
Exons: 14
Coding region: 297-2690 (797 amino acids)
Biological process (GO): intracellular calcium ion homeostasis; store-operated calcium entry; activation of store-operated calcium channel activity
Cellular component (GO): endoplasmic reticulum; plasma membrane
Molecular function (GO): calcium ion binding; calcium channel regulator activity; protein binding
Source: RefSeq, a predicted model, not a curated record